This is a messenger RNA of Phalaenopsis equestris, 2036 nucleotides long. Its product is annotated as mitochondrial substrate carrier family protein ucpB. The transcript is spliced from 8 exons. Gene Ontology annotation, biological process: transmembrane transport. Bases 21 to 920 code for a protein of 299 amino acids. The record is from RefSeq and is a predicted model, not a curated record. NCBI's taxonomy places the organism in Eukaryota, Viridiplantae, Streptophyta, Magnoliopsida, Asparagales, Orchidaceae.
UUUCGAGAUACUCCGGUUUCAUGGAAAGCGAAGACGAUAAGGAGAAAGCGUGGGGUAUAUCGCUGCCUUAUGCUCUAUACCAUUUCUCCACGAGCGGAGGAGCUGUAGCCGUUGCGACCGCGUUCACCCAUCCUUUAGAUGUUGUCAAAGUUAGGCUCCAGAUGCAGCUUCUUGGUCAAAGAGGUCCUUUGUUGGGGAUGGGUGAAGUUUUUGGGAGAAUUAUGAAAGUUGAAGGGGCUAGAGGCCUGUAUCUUGGAUUGGCGCCUGCACUUGCUAGGUCUGCUCUUUAUGGUGGUCUGCGUUUGGGUUUAUAUGAGCCUUCUAAAUCUCUUUGCAACUUAAUGUUUGGUUCAACUAAUAUAUUCGUUAAGAUUGCUUCGGGAGCUUUUUCUGGGGCACUUGCAACUGCGUUGACUAAUCCAAUGGAAGUUCUGAAGGUUAGGCUGCAGAUGAACUCCGGAAGGGGUCCUACUGGAGAGAUGCAUAAAAUUGUAUCAGAGGAGGGUUUCCGGGCGCUCUGGAAAGGAGUUGGCCCUGCAAUGACAAGGGCUAGUGCUUUAACUGCCUCACAGUUGGCAACAUAUGAUGAGUCAAAGCAGGCCUUGCUUAGGUGGACGCAUCUUGAGGAAGGUUUUCAUUUACAUCUCAUCUCAAGUUCUGUAGCAGGAACUGUUGGAACACUAGUAACUGCGCCAGUGGACAUGAUCAAAACUCGCCUAAUGUUGCAGCAAGAUUCCAGAGAUGUUAGGAGCUACAGAAAUGUGUUUCACUGUGCAUACCAGGUAGUUCUCACAGAGGGCGCAGGGGCUCUUUACAAGGGAUCUACAGGAAAGAAAAAGAGAUUCAAAUGCAUUUCUGGAACGAAUGCAAAUGACGAAGAAGGAAGACGAGACAUGCAAAGGAAUAGUUAUACUUGUUGAGAGAAAUGCAAAGGAGUGAAGAUGCCGAAGAAGAAGAGGGAAAGCACACCGGAUCUUUAGAGGAGGAUCGUUAGGGCAUGCGAAAUGCGAUGGAGAAAUGACAAGGGCGGAUGCGUAUGAGAGCAGGGUCACGGGAUGCCAAGACCGGAUGCAUAUGAGGGCAGGGUCACGGGAGUAAAUUUUUCGAUCGAAAACGCGGACCGCAGGGGUCGUCCCACGGUCCGCAUCUUUUACAAAUUUUAAAACAUCGUUUAUGAUAAUAUGUUAAUAUUUGUGAAACAAACAACGAGACGGCAUUUGCAAAACAAACGGCGAGACGGCGUUUUCAAAGACGCCGCCUGCACUUAUAAGCUGCCCCAAACGGGGCCUGAAUCUCCAGAUUUUAGACCAUUACUUUUCUUGCUGCCUUUACUGCAUCUGUUAUGCUCUGUUUGUUCUCAAUUUUGGGGCAUUUAUUUCUCUAAUUAUUAGAAGUUGCUGCUUUAUGAAUACAUUUUCAAAUCACUGGGCAGUAAUCGGAUAGAGCUUUUUUUCCUUAAUUUCUAAUUUCUUAAAUACAUGCAAAUCGUAUCAUUGAACUUAUGAUUUUUAUUUUCUCUAAAUUUAAGAAUUUUCUAUUUGUAAAAGGGGUGUGAAAAAUUGACCCUACACAUCAACUUGACCCAAACUUGAUUAGAAAAAAAUGUGUUUGGGUUGACCUGGUUAUCUGAAACUGAACUGUCGGCCCGAAAAUGAUUUGCCAACUUGAAUUUGACUCAGAUUUGACCGGAAUCAGACAUGAAUAAUUGCUAUGCUUUAUGCUAAACGGGUGUGGGUCAACGGGUUGAAGGCGAGUCGGGUUCGGAUUAUACUUUCUGACCCAUUUAAUAUUUCGAGUCGGGUUCAUGUCAAACAAUCCGAGUCUGAUCAAUUUUGGAUCCGGCGCAAACGCGUCCUGCAUACCCGAUUGGAUACUCCCCUAUUCUAUUUUACUCAUGCUGGAGCAACUGAGCACUAACUGUUUCGUUUUGCCAAUGUAACGCAGGGCAUUUGCCACCUUUGCAAGAAUAGGUCCCCAAACUACAAUUACGUUUUUAGUAUGUGAAAAACUGCGAGAACUUGCUGGCAUGAAUGCCA